AUGGCUGCCCCCAAUGAAAGCCCGCCACAGAGGACUGCAGCUGGAGUUCAGUUCUCUAACGGGAAACUGCAGAAUUCUGAAAACAUGGAUUUUACUUUGUACAAAAACAAUGACGCUACUAAUCCCAGAAAGAAACAUCAAAGAAUCUUGACUGCGGAGACAGACAGGCUGUCUUAUGUGGGGAAAAACUUUGGCGCGGGAGUCCUGAAAUGUAACUCGCUGUGCAGGUUCUUUGUCGGGGUGCUGGACAAGGACUCCAGGCAAAUGGAAGUCUACAACGCUGAGUUAUUCAACAUGCAGCCGCUGCUGUCCGAUGAUUUAAGAGAGGAGGACCCCUCGGAUAAUCAACCCAAAUCCUACAGAGAGAAGGUGGAUUCGUGCAUCGCAGCCUUCGGCACCAGCAAGCAGAAGCGGGCCCUGAGCUCGCGAAGGAUGAACGAAGUUGGCAGCGAGACCUUAAACGUGGCCGUGACAAAAGCCGCAGCAAACAUCAUCGCGGCCAAAGGGGUCGCUGCUUUGCUCAGCGACGCGGCGCAGGACGACUUGCAGGAUGUCUCCCUCGUCCUGCCUCCCUGCCACGAAGAGGCUGACAAAGCAGAGGAUGUCUACAGGUUUGAGGACAUCCUCUCCCCGGCCGAAUACGAGGCGCUGCAGAGCCCCGCGGCCGCGCUCCUGAGCCUCUCUCCGGAGGAGCUCCUCCAGAAGGCGGAAGAGGUGAGCCACUGCUCCUUCGUCCUGGAAGCACUGAAGUUCAUGCCGCGCAAGGAGGACAGCGCGGACCACAAGGCUCGCUGCCUCUGGUUCCUGGACGCCCUCGUCAAGUUCAGUUUGCAGACCGUGAUUAAGAAGAAACACACAAUGGGCCCUGACUGUCCGCCUGUCAUCAGCAGAAAACUCAUGAACCAGUUCACUGCCCAGACGUACAACCACGGCAGGCUCCAGAAUCUGAUCUCUGCCUCCAUGCGGGCUAAGAUCACCGCCUACGUCCUGGCCCUCACCCUGCACGUGAACAACUUCCAGGCAGACCUGACUGUGCUGCAGCGGGACAUGAAACUCCACGAGAACAAGGUGCUGGGGAUCGCCAGGGCCAUGCGGCUGAAGGUCUCCAAGAGGAAGGGCCCUGCAGACCUGCUGGCCGAGGAGGAGCACAAGCUGGCCACGCUCUCGCUGCCCUUGCCGGUGUACAGGCCCCCCGGGGGCAAGCGGCGGAAGAUGAAGUGAAGCCGACGGCGCCCAUCUCCCCGCGGGGAACGCCUGCUCCGGUUCCUGGCCCCGUGCCCACGGCUGAGCCCCUGGGAACGGGGUGGGGCUGGGCUGCUGUUCCUCUGUCCCCGCCCUUUGGGAAUAAACCCGCGCCCGCCAGGGAGACAGGG
This is a messenger RNA of Pelodiscus sinensis (Chinese soft-shelled turtle), 1373 nucleotides long. The record is from RefSeq and is a predicted model, not a curated record. NCBI's taxonomy places the organism in Eukaryota, Metazoa, Chordata, Testudines, Trionychidae.